Molecule: messenger RNA, 1029 nt
Organism: Caenorhabditis elegans
Lineage: Eukaryota; Metazoa; Nematoda; Chromadorea; Rhabditida; Rhabditidae
Gene: rei-1
Product: Guanine nucleotide exchange factor rei-1
Exons: 4
Coding region: 63-797 (244 amino acids)
Biological process (GO): intracellular signal transduction
Cellular component (GO): Golgi membrane
Source: RefSeq, marked reviewed
CUCUUCAUUUCUAGUAAUUUUCGUUCGAACAAUUCGAUUUCAGAAUCAAUAAAACAUUAAAAAUGACGGAAGGGGACGAUCAAUUAAUAUCGAUUCGCAAACAACUUGAAAAUUUAAAUAAUGCAACAGAUGACAUCAACAGUUAUGAGAUGAAGUUGGAAACUGUCAAGAAACAGUUUUGUGAAACCCAACUAAUGUUCAACAAAGAAAUGCUUGGAAUCCCUAAAAAGUUGGCCAAACACAUAUCAAAAUCCCGUCAAUUUUUCGAUUUGAAAAGCCGCGAAUCGGAAAUCAGAAGAUGUGUUCAACAAGCGGCAGCUCAAUUUGAACGACAAAAAACUUCAGUUGAAAUGGCAAGAGAACAAGUGCAAAUACUGCAUAAUUCAUUGAAUAACAAUCAAGAAUUGGAUGCAGAGAAACAAUAUGUUGAUGUGAUUGAGCAACAGUUGGAAUUGGUUAAAGAAGCUGAGGGAGAAUGUUUAAAAGCUGAAAAGUGUCAUGCAUCACGUGUCAGGGAUUUGUUACAGUUGGAAAUGGCUUUAAGGAAAUGUUUAGAGGAAAAUGGAUCUGCCAUCAAAAAAUCCCGGCCCUAUUACGAACGAAAAGAAGUUCUGACGCGAACAAUGAAUUCUCAACUUGAGUUAAUGUCAAUUUUGGAGCAUGAAGUACAAGAACGAAAAGACAGCUACAGUGAUUCGAUGCGAGCUUUAGAGCAGAUCAGCGAUCAAAUUCAUCAGGAGCGUUCCUCGCAAAGCAGUUUGGCUCCUUCGAGUGAUGCAGAAUCCGACAGCUCUUGAUACUCUGAGCCACACCCUUUCUUCUCAAUUUUCCACGUGUAAUAUUAGAUUUUUCACGAAGUUUCGAAAUCUCGAUCUCACUUGUACUCACGUUCCACACCCAAUCAACUUCACCAAAAAUGUAUUUUUACGGGUUUCAAUCCCCUUUCUCUUUGCUCCUCAUUUUCUCUAUGUAUCUCUUUAUUUUGUGUUCGUCUGGUGCUUAAUAACAAUUUUCUUGAAACAUUAAAAA